UUUUCAAAUAUAUACUAAUAUAAUAAAAAGAAUGACUGGACCUAUUCAAUUUGGACACCAUAUUUCUUUGAAGCACAAUAUGACAGGUCGCUACCUGACUUCAGAAGCAGGUCGAUUUUAUGAGGAAGGCAGUGGUCAACAAGUUGUCUUUGCAGGUGGUUGGGAGCCUUCUUCAGAAACAACCUUUAUUGUCAUGCCUCGUCUUGGUGAAGAUGAGAUUGAGGAAGGUGUAGAUGUUAAUUUUGGUGAUGUGAUUCGCCUCAAACACGCUGCUACACGUGCUAACUUGCAUUCGCAUCCUGAUAUUCCUAGUCCUAUUACAGGUCAACAGGAGGUUACUUGCUUUGGUGACGACGAAACAAGUGAUGAAAACGACGAAUGGAUUGUUGAACAGUGGUCCUUUGAUGAAAAUGAAAAUGAAGAGUUUGAUGUUGAAGACCCUACUUGGUAUGCUGAUCGUUCCUUCUUUCUUCGACACGUUACUACUGGAUUAACUUUGCAUAGCCACGAAGAGCCUCUUCAUGAGGAUCAAAAUGAAGUCUCUGCUUUCGGUGACGGCCCUGAUGAAAAUGAUAGAUGGCGCGCAUCUUUUGAUUAAAAUAAUCUAUAUCUAAGCUAUAUACUUUCACAAAUUUUUUUGUUAAACUAAACUAAUAAAAUAUGUAUAUCUACACACAAA
Molecule: messenger RNA, 679 nt
Organism: Cokeromyces recurvatus
Lineage: Eukaryota; Fungi; Mucoromycota; Mucoromycetes; Mucorales; Mucoraceae
Product: MIR motif-containing protein
Exons: 5
Coding region: 32-598 (188 amino acids)
Source: RefSeq, a predicted model, not a curated record